Messenger RNA from Babesia sp. Xinjiang, 246 nucleotides. RefSeq names its product putative prefoldin subunit 6 (gene pfdn6). The transcript has 3 exons. Gene Ontology annotation, molecular function: protein-folding chaperone binding. Bases 1 to 246 code for a protein of 81 amino acids. Lineage: Eukaryota; Apicomplexa; Aconoidasida; Piroplasmida; Babesiidae. Gene Ontology annotation, biological process: chaperone-mediated protein complex assembly; protein folding. Gene Ontology annotation, cellular component: prefoldin complex; cytoplasm. The record is from RefSeq and is a predicted model, not a curated record.
AUGGAUGCAUUGGUUACGGAGGUUAACUCGCUGAGGCAGCAGUACCGUGAGGUAUCAACCGCCCAUUCACAGCUACUUACGCAACAUAACGAGUGUAAUGGAGUGUUGAAGGAGCUACAAAUAUUGGAGCCGGACGCUAAAAUAUACAAAAGUACAGGACCUGUGCUUACUACACAGACCAAAGAUGAUGCAAUCAGUACCAUUUCAAAACGCCUUGAGUACAUCAACGGCGCAAUGUUAGUUUGA